CCAUAUUGGUGUGUUGUAUUGUUCACUCAGUAAUUUCCGAGUUAAAUAAGGUAUUUAGCCACUUAAAAAUUUCACAUCAAUCAAUUUAAUACAACACGUCAUUGUUAAAAUAUCACAACUCAUUGAUAAACAACGAUUGAUACCUCAGACAUUCGUGGAACUAUUGGUAAACGAGAGUGCAGCAUGACGGAUUCCAUGAAGUUUGGUCCAGAAUGGUUGCGCAAUCUGUCUGGAGACAGUUGUAAUUCCGGUGGCGGUGGUGGUGGUACAGCCAACCUGAUCACCCCCCGGUAUCAGUUGGCAGAGCAUAGAUACGGUCGUGAGGAGAUGCUAGCUCUAUUCGAUCGUAAUUGCAAGCCCCCCGAGGCACUGUCAACCCUGCAGACCCUCUACGUGGAGAAAACCCAGCUACCCCUGGCGUUCAUACCAAUGACAGAGGAUGAAACGCGAGUUUGGAGCGGUGGUGUGAGUAACACGAGUGGUCGUGGUAGAGGUGGCAGUGUCGAUCGUGGAGGACGUGGAAGAACAGGCCGAGGAGGGAUGUACUCCUUCAGUCGUGGUCCUGUCGGCUUCGACGACUCUGGUGACGGCAGUAGACUCGAUUCACAGCCCUACCCAGGUAGAAGGGUGUACGAUAGAUCACAGAGUGAGCGAGGAUGGUCCGAGAGAAACGGCGCCUCUGACACUGGCGAGUGGAAUGGUUCAACGAGCCCCAGAAAGGAGAUGAGUCGAGGUGCCGGUGGUAGCUCACUUAUGGAGAGCAAUUGGAGACGACAUCGAGUGACUGGGGACGAGGAGGAGGGCUGGAGAGUGGCCUCCAACAAUCGUAACGAAAAAUGGACAAGGGGUAACUGGAGGGAUGGUGGUGGUGAACGAGAGAGAAUGGAUCGUGGUGAGAACGACGGUGAUGAGGGUAGAGGUGGUGGACGUUGGGAGACUCGAACAAGUCACAGAUUAUCCCACGAUUCUCAUCAUCAUCCACCGAGGACUGCUCGCACUUGGGAGUCCAAUCAUCACGAUAAUCACGAUAAUCUGCCCGAAUGGGCCACUGAGAAUCCCAGUGAGAGUGGUGGAAGUUUCGAUGCAUCUGGAGCUUUUCACGGGGGAAUAUUCUCUGAUGAGGACGAGGAAGGUAUCACUGGAGAGGGCAGACACCGACGUAUCUCCGAGGGUAACAAUAAUACAAGCACUAAAUCUGGUAAUAAGUUGAGCUCCUACGGGCACAAUGUCAUUCGUCACAGUAACUCGACGAGUACUGCUACGAGAGAGAGACCAAAGUCUCUUCAUCCAUUCGACGACAAGGAGACACCGAUAAAUCAAGAACGAAGGAGUGCUUCUCCGACAAAAUCAGCGACCAAUCCCAGUGCUCUGAGUGCAAAUCCAGUUUUACCAGACUCUGGGAGAAAGGUCCAGACGUCAGCAAGCUCAGCAAACUUGGUGAAAACUGAGACUAAUAAAGUGCAGGGACCUCAACGCUCAAAAUCCUUCAUCGAACGUUCAUCAAAGCCCCCCCAGAACGACUCAAGACCUGAGGAACCCCCUGCAAUGGCCACGAAUAAAUCCAAACCACCAAGCAUCCCCCCAGCUGAUCGUAAUGCUGCUCCACUACUGCCUCCCCCAAAGCCUGACGACGAUCUCGACAGAAUGAACGCUGAAGCGGACAUGUUAGUAGCUAAACUAACAGCUGACGAAGAGAGCCACAGAGAGGACAUCUCAUCAAUUCCCCCAGUGACGAAUCACCAGCCAUUGACACCUGGAGCGCAAGAGAAAUGGUUCUACCGAGAUCCUCAGGGUGAGGUCCAGGGCCCCUUCCUGGCAAAUGAAAUGGCUGAAUGGUGCAGAGCUGGCUACUUCACCUCAGGUUUACUAGUGAGACGACCGUGUGACGAGAGAUAUGCAACCCUCGGUGAUCUCAUCACAAUGUGUGGCAGAGUACCUUUUGUCCCUGGCCAUCCAAUUCCUCCCCUCAAACGAGUUGACCAGCAAAGGAUUCCUCCACCAAUUACCAACCCAGUGCCAACUGGACUACCUGGCAGUGCCUUACCCAAACCUGCAAUUGAUGAUCCACUGUUCAUCUAUCAACAGAUGCGAUUUAUCCAGAAUCACCACGUGCUGAGACAAAUGAAGAGUUCAGCAUUUACAAAGCUCUCGCAGUCCGAGCACUUUGGUACACUCAGUGCUGUCGAGCAGAAUCAAUUAAUAAUGCAGUGUGUUAUGCAGGAUCCUGAGAUACGUGAAUUGUCGAUUAAUCAGAAUCCAUUUGCCAAUCCCCUUGGGCCAACAUCGUCACAUCCUGUUAUGCAAUUUUUUAAUCAAAUGCAACAGGUAAAAACACAGAGCGAGAAUCACUUGCCACCAACGGGCUCAGAUCAUCCUAUCGAUGAAAUUCAGCAGUUGAUCCAGAAGAUUGGCACUGGACAGAAUUUACCACCACCCCAAUCUACCAUCAAUGCACCACCAGCUCAGCCCCCACAGGAGGAUAAUCCGAUAAAAUCACUGCUUAGGCAGCUUCAGGUCAAUGCCAAUGGACACCCCCAGGCACAUCCUAUAGACUCGAUCUGGCCCCAGCCACCCCCACAGAUCAAUCCACAAUUUAAUGUCCAGAAUUGGCUGGCACAGGUGGGACAACUGCCCCCAAUGCCACCAGGACAAAUGCCGAAUUCUCAGUGGGAUUUACACGCUAAGGAAAUGAAGACUGAGCAACAGAUACUAGAGGAGCAGAAUAUUAAAUUACAAGAGGACAGGAAGAAGGAGGAAUUGAGGAGGCAGGAGGAGAUUCUGAGACAAGUGGAGGACGAAACAGUGAAGAGAAAGAUGGAGGCUGAGGUCCACGCGAGACAGUUGGAAGAGGCCAAGCGAAAGGACGAGGAGAAGAGGCGCAGGGAAGAGGAGAAAAAGCGAAAAGAGGACGAGAAACGUAAGCAGGAGGAGGAGCUGAAGAAGAGAGAGGAGAAAAAGCGUAAAGAGGAGGAACGAAAGCGCGAGGAGAAGCGUAAACUCGAUGAGGAGAACAACCGAAAGAAGCAGGAGGAGGAGAAGAAGAAGCGAGAGGAGGCCAAACGACAGGAGGAGAAAGUGAAGAAGGAGGAGGACAGACGAAGAAAGCUUGAGGAGGAGCAACUGAGGAGACAGGAGGAGGAGCGUUUGAAGAGGGAAGAGGAGGCACGCAAGAAGAUGGAGUCGGAGGAGGUGGCGAGGAGGGCAGAGCAGAGGCGUCGUGAGGUGGAAGCCCUGAAGAAGCUCCAGGAACGCAGUAAAGCUCCUUGGGCUCAGGCACAGCACGCCCCACCAGUGGCAACUCAUGCGUCACUGGCUGAGAUUCAGAGACUGGAGCGUGAGAAGAAGGCUGAGGAUUUGCGUAUUCAGCAGCAGAUUCAGCAUCAGCUUGCUCAGCAGAAGGCGGUGGAGGCGGCCAAGGAGGCAGCUGUUGUUGACUCGUCGAAACGCCUUCAGUUCAAGUGGGCGGAGAAGGCUGCACCAAGUACGAAGCAGCCGCAGGUGAAGAGUCUUGCUCAGAUACAGCAGGAGGAGCAGGAGCGCAUUGCCAAGGUUAAACAGCAGGAGAAGGAGCGCCAGGAGAAGGCUAGCCAGAAGGAGGCAGCUGUUGUCAUGCAGAAUGCUGGUAUCUGGGGGACAGCAUCGCAGUCUCUCAACUGGGCGCCAUCCACCAACUCGGGGAUUGAUCACAAGGGGGGAAAAAAUUGGACAGGCAGUGGAUUCUGGGAUGAACCCGUCUCCAACAAGCCUGCACCUGUUGUCAAAUCACAAUCUGCGACUAAAGUCACUCAACAAUCCGCCACCAAGACGAAUGUCAGUGCACCUCAGCAACAGCAGAACAAUAACAAAGUGGCUAAGGGUAAGGUCAAGAAGGAGGAGGAACUUGUUAAGAAGCUUUUUGAUAAUAACACUGCCAAGACGGAUGACUUUCAACAGUGGUGCUACAGGGCACUCUGCGGACUGCAACCGUCAGUUGAUAUCCCAACGUUUAUUGGUUUUCUGAAGGAUAUCGAGUCGGCUUAUGAGGUUAAGGAGUAUGUCAGGAUGUACCUGGGGGAUAGCAAACAGACUACUGAAUUUACGAAACAGUUUUUGGAGAAGAGGAGUAAACUGCGCUCCGCACAGAGGCCCAGGGCUGAGGCUGAUGAUCUUUGUAAACCUGCACCUGCUGUCAAUCCUAAUGCUCCUAUGGAGUUUCAGGAAGUUAAGGGAAAGGCGAAGAAACCAAAAAAAGGAAAGAUGUGUAAAGUUGAUAGCAGAAUUCUGGGCUUCAGUGUAACUGCGGCAACUGACCGCAUCAAUGUUGGAGAUCGUGAUUACGGUGAAGGUGUUUGAACGUUCAGCCAAAUCUCAUUAAAAAAUCGAACGUAAAAACCAACAAACUGUUUUACUGUUAGCAAGAAAAUCGUUUGACGACAAAUGGGGUGAUCGACUUAUCAGAUUGGUUCGUUAUUUAUUUAUAUUUUUUUAAGUUGAAAAAAUGAUGAUCCAUAAAUAUUGGACGAACAAUUCUACGCUGAUACGAUGGAAGAAGUCAGUUUGAUUCUACAGAAUGUUAAGUUGAAAUAAUGCAGGACUAUGAAAACACUUGUAUAUACGAAAGAUGUGAAUAUUAAAGAAAUGAUGAAACAUUGAAAUGAUUCAACUGCAUGAAUACUUAGCAAUUGCGUAUUAAUUAAACUAUUGUUUUUUUUCUAAAAAAAAUCUCUCCUAUCAUUCAAGUGAAGCAGUGGCUACCAGAAUAUACAUCGACGUGAUGUCGAGAAAUAUCAGAUUCUGUAAAUGUGUCAGCAAUAGAAAUACUAAACUCCGCUGAUAUCCAAUUAUUGAAAACGAUAAUUUGAUAAAUACAAGACAACAAGAAGUAAAAACAAAGUUAUUGAAAAUUAUUUUUGUUUCAAGUUAUUUGAGGACCUUGACUCCUGCGAAUGCAUGUCUUUUCAACUAGAAGACAUUUCAACUUAUUGAGACAAUGAUUUGAGUUGAGCCGAGUUCAUUUAUUGAAAUCGAAAAUUCGUAAAGAAUUUAAUCGAAUUAUUGUAAAUUGAAGAUUUAUUGAAUUGAUAUCAUUAAGCUAUUGAUUGCAAAAAUAGUUGCAUUCCUUCUGUUGUAUUAUUUGUGGAGAUGUGCGUUGAGACAAUGAGUUGAAAUCAUCAAUUGAAUUGCAACAUUUAUCUCAAGUUCAGACGAAUUAUUGGAAAUUUGUAACUAAAAUGUCGUCUAGUUGAAAAAACGUAUCACCGACUUGUACUAACCGAUGAUAGGAAUCAUGCAUGUGAGGUUUUACUCAGGAAGAAAGGCAUUUUCUUCAUAACAAUUGCCCUUUGGGAUUUUUUUUUACUAUUUAUCAUCCCAAUCCAAUUUUUAGGAUCAUCAACAUUUGAUGGUCUCACGGAAGACUUUUGUUGCUCACUUUUUUACUAAAAGACGAUUUUCCCAUUCCCCAUGGCAUGACUGAGUGGGGAGAACCUCGAGAAAAUGAACGUCUUUGAUUAUCUAGCUUUAGUGGAGAAGAAAUCUUUCAUAAAAAUUCAGUAUUGGAUUAAUUGCGAUAAUUGUGCUCAAGUAUUUAGAACAAUUGAACUCCUCGUGACUUAAAAAGUGAGUAAGUAAAAUCUUAGCUAUCAUGAAAUCCCUCAAGAUUUUCCUAAAUUUGAUUUUUAACAACAGCUGUGGAUGUUUGCGAAGAAAACACGUUUCUUUGAAAGAAAUUGUAGAAUUGUUUGAAUUGUUGGGAAGAACCGAUAUCGGUUCUCGAUUGAAAGGUUUAUGAAUCAUGAGAUGUGAAUUGUACAAUAAAACCACGAAACGUGCAGACGAAAUGAUUCACUUUUUAUUAAUUCCACUACUGUAAUCAAUCCUCAUUAUGGCUAAUAAAUAAACAUAUUUUCUGA
Molecule: messenger RNA, 5891 nt
Organism: Diachasma alloeum
Lineage: Eukaryota; Metazoa; Arthropoda; Insecta; Hymenoptera; Braconidae
Product: GIGYF family protein CG11148
Exons: 5
Coding region: 184-4332 (1382 amino acids)
Molecular function (GO): protein binding
Source: RefSeq, a predicted model, not a curated record